Molecule: messenger RNA, 2724 nt
Organism: Linum tenue
Lineage: Eukaryota; Viridiplantae; Streptophyta; Magnoliopsida; Malpighiales; Linaceae
Source: the annotation of a GenBank genome assembly
GUUUUUCUGUCUCUCUGGCCUCUGCUCGUUCUUCUUCUUCUUCCUUCUUCCACAAUUCAUUACCUUUCUUCUUCAAUUCUAGUCUCCCUCUCUCUUCUCACUCGCCGGAAAGUUCUAAUGCCGGUCGCGUCCAUUACUGGAGACAAAUCUGCAGUGAGACCAAUCAAUGACGCCAAGCAUUCCGCCAAAAAGACGAAGUCUUUAUGCCCGGUUACGCUUCUGGACAGUGUAGCAUUGUUACUUAGUUUGUUACUCCCAUGAAGUUGACGUGCUUGAGCAGCGGUACUGGCUACCAGUACCCUCCGUGUCACAUUCUUGAAGAUGUGUGUGGGUUUAGGAUAUUGCUGGACUGCCCACUAGACCUUUCUGCACUCUCGGUCUUUUCCCCAGUUCCUCCUGAUAACGGCUUUGUAUCUGAUGGAGAAAGCUCGCACAUUUCAGCCCGUGAUUGUUACGACAAGGAACAGGAGAUUCGGAAGAGGCAGAAAUUUGGAACACCACUUCAUGGGGAAGACUUGAUUCACGAUGAACUUUGGUACAAAACUGUAAAGAAUUUGCACCUCUGGGACCCUUCUUCUAUUGAUGUUGUGCUGAUAUCAAGUGUCAUGGGGAUGCUUGGAUUGCCGUUUCUUACUCGUGCUGAAGGUUUCUCUGCAAAGAUUUAUGUGACUGAUGCAGCUGCGAGGCUGGCACGGCUUAUGAUGGAGGAUCUUGUCUCAAUGAAUAUGGAAUUUCAGUACUUUUAUGGUCCCAGGGAGUCUGGUGCUCCUCAUUGGAUGAGGAGGGAAGAACUUGAGUUGCUCAGGCCUGAAGUUAAGGAGGUAGUGGUUGGCAAGGAUGGGAGUGAGCUGGGUGUGUGGAUGCCACUUUACAGUUUGGCAGAUGUGAUGGAUUGUAUGCAGAAGGUCCAAACACUUAAAUAUGCAGAAGCAGCAUGCUACAACGGAACCUUGGUCUUAAAACCAUUCAGCUCAGGUUCAGAGAUAGGAUCCUGUAAUUGGACGAUUGAUGGUCCCAAAAGAAAUAUCACGUGGCUUUCCUGCUCAAUAUUUGCUUCUAAACAUGCAAUGAACUUUGAUUAUGAUGCAUUGAGGGGACGCGAUCUGGUGUUAUAUUCAGAUAAGCAGUUCCUGCCUUUAAUGGAUGAAGUUCAAAGCAAUGAUGCUUCUUCAACCAUUCCAUCUAAGGAUUUAUCAGAUCUAAGUAGGUGUUGCAGUGCUGAUAAAGAUGAUUGGAAAAAAUUGUCUGAAAGCUUACUGAGUACUGACGAGAUUUUAGAAAAAGAGAAAUUAGAUUUUAUUUGCUCAUGCAUUCUCCAGUCUGUUCAAGCUGGUGGUUCAGUCGUUAUACCUUAUAAUCGACUUGGAAUUCUUCUGCAGCUAUUGGAAAUGAUACCGGUCCUCCUUGAGUCGUUGGCAGCAGAUGUUCCGAUUUACGUUAUCUCUUCAAUAGCUGCUGAACUAUUAGCAUUCACUACCGUCGUACCAGAAUGGGUGUGUAAGCCACGACAAGAGAAGAUGUUUUCUGGUGAGCCGAUGUUCUCCCAUGUCGACCUUAUGAGCAAAAGGAAGCUUCAUGUAUUUUCAGCUAUUCACUCUCCUGAACUACUAACCACUUGGCAGGAACCUUGCAUCAUAUUUGCUUCACAUUGGAGUCUAAGACUUGGUGCUGUUGUUCAUUUGCUUCGGCGCUGGGGUGGUGAUGCUAACUCUCUACUUAUCUUAGAGGAUGGGGUUGAUGCUGAUAUUGCCCUUCUGCCUUUCAAGCCUCUGGAAAUGAAGGUUCUGCAGUGCUCUUUUCUUCCCGAGAGAAGGCUACCUAAAAUUGAGUGUCUGCUGAAGUUACUGCAGCCAAAGAUUCUGGUGCUCCCUGAUGAUCUGAAGGAGAAGCUGGAUUUCUCAAAUCCCAGUUCGGACAAAUUUCCAGUCCUCUACUACACAGAAGGCAAAACAUUAUGUUUACCAAGCUCCCCAGAAGGAAGCGUGGACCUAGAAAUCGCAUCUGUUUUGGCCGAGAGGCUUGUUUGGCAAACCUUGGAAAAGCAUGAUGUAAUGUACACACGAUUGGAAGGAGAGCUAGUUAUGGAGCAAGGCAAAUUCCGGCUACUACCUGGAAUCGCAAGAGCAGAUUCGCACCUAUCAAAAACCAAGGAAAUGAAAACCGAUGCAGGUUAGUCCCAGACAUCGCCCGAAAGGCUCUCGAACCAUCUUCAUACAAAGGUCAUUCAUGGAUGAUGGAUCCACAGAAGGAAUUUGCCAUGUUGCAUACAGCCCUCGACUUAAGCACCAUUUGCCUACUAACCUGGAUAACACAGAAGAUACUGUAAUAAAUGUAAAUGUAAUGGUGGUACCAAGUUCCAGCUGUCACUCUAGACUUCUAUAUUAUACUCAUCUUUGUCAAAAUUCCAGCCUACCAUAUGGGAUGGAGGUUGAGAUUGGCUGACAAGAUGCUUUCCAGAAGCUGUUGUUUUUCUUUAUUUCAUUUGUUGACUACUGAGUAACACAGAGAUAGAAAGAAAUAUAUAACAUACAGAGGGAUAUAGCUCACAGAUGGUCUUUUCUUUUUCCUUCUUUCUAUUUAACAUAACCGGGCAAAUCUGCUCAAACAUUGACAAUAUAAUCAUUAACAUCCACCCCACAUAGCCAAAAGCCUUCUUCAAUCCCUAGUUGAAAAAUUGAAAAAAUGGAAACCAGAUUAAACAAAAAAAGAGAGGCCAACACCAAA